AUGCAUAUCUCCAAAAAGCUCGCUCUGGCUCAUGAGAACAAGAAGCCAACGUUCUCGUUCGAGUUCUUUCCACCCAAGACGGCCCAGGGUGUCCAAAACUUGUACGACCGAAUGGACCGUAUGCAUGAAUUGGGACCGGCUUUCAUUGACAUUACCUGGGGCGCAGGAGGGAGGCAUUCACAGUUGACUUGUGAAAUGGUGAAUGCGGCGCAGACUCACUACGGACUGGAGACGUGCAUGCAUUUGACUUGUACCGAUAUGGAACGCUCCCAGGUGGAUGAAGCACUUCGCUAUGCCUACAAGGCCGGCUGUACCAAUAUUCUGGCCCUUCGAGGAGAUCCACCAAGAGACCAGGAGAAAUGGGAGGCCAAAGAUGAGGGCUUCCGCUUUGCAAAGGAUCUCAUUAAAUACAUCAAGUCCCAAUACGGAGAUCACUUUGACAUUGGCGUCGCCGGCUAUCCUGAAGGCUGUGACGAUAACCGCGACGUGGAUCUUUUGAUUGAACACCUGAAGGAAAAAGUCGAUGCUGGAGCGUCGUUCGUUAUCACUCAAAUGUUUUAUGACGUCGACAUCUUUCUGAACUGGGUACAAAAGUGUCGUGACCGGGGUAUCAACGUACCGAUCAUCCCCGGCAUCAUGCCCAUUUCGACCCACGCUGCCUUUCUUAGGCGGGCAAACUGGACCAAGUGCCAUAUUCCUCCUGAAUGGCAUGAGGCCUUGGAGCCUGUCAAGAAUGACGAUGCCGCGGUCAGAGAUAUCGGAAAAGACCUUGUGGCCCAAAUGUGCCGCAAGAUCGUCGACGCCGGCAUAUUGCACCUUCAUUUUUAUACCAUGAACUUGGCCCAGGCUACAAAGAUGGUUCUCGAAGAGCUAUCCAUGACUCCCGCAACCUCCGGAAUGCCGCUGGAGAAACCAUUGCCCUGGAGACAGUCCCUGGGAUUCAAUCGGAGAGACGAAACGGUGCGACCAAUUUUUUGGCGAAACCGGAACACUUCCUACAUUACGAGAACGGCUGACUGGGAUGAAUUUCCCAAUGGUCGUUGGGGUGACAGUAGGAGUCCUGCGUUCGGUGAACUUGACGCCUAUGGCAUCGGCUUGAAAGGAACCAACGAAGCCAACAUCAAGCUGUGGGGCAAGCCAAAGACGCUGCGUGAGGUCACCGCACUCUUCGUCCGCUUCCUGGAAGGGAAUCUGGACAGACUACCGUGGAGCGAAGGUGCUAUCUCAACAGAAGCAGACAGUAUUAAAGCUGAUUUGCUCAAACUGAAUCGAAAUGGUCUCUUGACAAUCAACUCACAGCCAGCAAUCGACGGCGCCCCUUCAACUCAUCCCGUUUAUGGAUGGGGUCCAGCGGGGGGGUGGGUCUAUCAGAAGGCAUACCUGGAAUUACUCGUCUUUCCUUCAAUAUUCAGCACGGUCAUGGAGCGACUUGACGCCAACAAAAAUCUCACAUAUUAUGCAGUCAACCAGAAAGGUGAACUUUACACCAACACCAAAGAUGAGGGCCCAAAUGCGGUGACUUGGGGUAUUUUCCCAAAUCGAGAGAUCGUUCAGCCCACCAUCGUGGAAACAGUUUCUUUCCUCGCGUGGAAAGAUGAAGCUUUCCGUCUCGGGCAGGACUGGUCGAAAUGCUAUCCGGCCGGAUCCGGGAGCAGAAAGUUGAUCGAGACCAUCAUGGAUGAGUGUUACCUUGUCAACAUCGUGAACAAUGAUUUCCAUCAGACACAUGAAAUUUUCAAGGUGUUUGAAGGUCUCCAAGCGCAGGAUCUUGACAAAGUUUUUGAGGACACUGAUAUCGAUGACCAUCGAAAUGCGACGAGAGAUGUUGUCAAAGGUGAUACACGGGCCACCGAGGUGGAGAAGAAGAUUGCGAGUGGGAAUCAGCAAGCUGUCCCUUUCCAGGCGAACGGCGUUGUUCUAUCAAACUGA
Molecule: messenger RNA, 1929 nt
Organism: Rhinocladiella mackenziei CBS 650.93
Lineage: Eukaryota; Fungi; Ascomycota; Eurotiomycetes; Chaetothyriales; Herpotrichiellaceae
Product: methylenetetrahydrofolate reductase
Exons: 1
Coding region: 1-1929 (642 amino acids)
Biological process (GO): tetrahydrofolate interconversion
Cellular component (GO): cytosol
Molecular function (GO): methylenetetrahydrofolate reductase [NAD(P)H] activity; FAD binding
Source: RefSeq, a predicted model, not a curated record